AUGGAGAUCAUUGAAUCGUUUCUAAGAAGGAAAUAUUAUGACGAUGCAGACGUGUGGGCAAGAUGGGUGUCUGAAGAUAAGAAAGCUGUUUGUACGACGUGCCAGAAACCCAUAUCGGGUGCCGCUUUUUGUUACGAGCCUAGAUGGCUGUUCUUUCACAUAUCAUGCCUCAAUGCACCCGCCAAAGACAAAGCCCUUAUGUUACACUUCAGCGACUGGCCGGGGAUUGGUCAUGGCAUGAUGUUCACAGAAGAAGUGAAAAAUGAAGGCAAGGAGGACGUUGUUUGCUUGGGGUGCGAGAAGCCAGUAUUUGGUCCCGGAUACAAAUGCUCCACCUCCUCCCAAUGCAAUUUGAUCAUCCACCAAUCAUGUUAUGAGCCGCCUCCCCAGAUACAACAACACCCCUUCCACCCAAACCACAUUCUUGUACUUGCUGAGAAGCCACAGAAAAAAUAUUGUAAUGUUUGCGGUAAAAAUUGCGAUGCAUACCCCUUCUACUAUUGCAUAGAGUGCAAUUUCAAUCUUGAUUUCAUAUGUGCUACCUGCCCGCGAAUUAUUAAUAUAGACGAUUGCCAGCAUGCAAUCAACUCCUUCUCUAAUCACACUCAAUUCACUUGUCAAGCUUGUGGUGUGGAAGGCAAGGAGUUUGCCUCACGAUGUAGCAUCUGUCAACUCUUGAUUCAUGGUGAAUGUGCUCGAUUUCUACGCACCAUCUGGGUUACAGGUCAUGAUCACUCACUCUCUCUCACCUACUCUCUUCGUCAAGUCAAAGAGCACAACAAUGUAUUUUGUAAGCUCUGCUAUGAAAAGGUGAAGACAGAGUAUGCAGCCUAUUAUUGUCAAGAAUGCGGUUACAUGGCCCACUUGGGUUGUGCAUUUGAAUAUGAAAAAAGUGCACAUCUCACAUGGCUGCCUGAGAAAUCCAUUGAUUUAACAACUAAUGUUACAGAGGAGGUUGAAGAGGAGGUUAAAGGGGCUGAGGAGAUACAACAUUUUAGCCAUCAACAUGAUUUAAUUCUUAGCAAUGAAGAGCUCGUGGAAGAUAUGCUUUGUGAUGGUUGUGUGGGAUUAAUCUCCGCCCCGUUCUACAGUUGUAUUCAAUGCAAUUUCUUUCUCCACAGUAGAUGUGCUCAACUACCAAGAAAGAAGGGAUUGUUCUCAUUUCACCAACACCAGCUCACCCUCGUCUCACAUGAUAAUAGAUUGUUCAGUUGUGAUGCUUGUGAACGUGUCAGCAAUGGUUUUGCCUAUAGCUGUGACAUGUGUGAUUUCGACGUUGACCUUCAAUGUUGUUCACUUUCGGAAAUCCUAAAACAUAAAGGUCAUCAACACCCCCUCUUUCUUGCUGUUAAUUCUAAUAGAAGAUGCUAUGUUUGUAAUUGCACUUCUAACCAGAAACCUAGCAUAUUUGUAUGCAUUAAUUGUGAUUUCGCCUUGGGUCUCGAAUGUGCAACUCUUCCACUCGUAGCUAGGCACAAAUAUGACGAUCAUCUCCUCAGGCUCACCUACAGUGUUGAAGCUCAUUGUGAAAAAUACUAUUGUCUAAUUUGCGAAAAAGAAAGAGAUCCCAAAUGCUGGUUCUAUUAUUGUACAGAAUGCGACUUCCCUGCUCAUCCCCAAUGUGUUUUUGGAAAAUAUCCAUACUUUAAGUUUGGAAAGUAUACUCUCACAUUCGAAGAUAAACACCAACACCCUCUCACUUUUGUCCCAAAGAGUGAGUCCUCUCCUCCGUGUGAUGCUUGUGGUAAGACCUUCGAUGGCAUGGCCCUAGAAUGCACUCAAUGCAAAUUCAAUGUCCACCACGAUGAUUCAUGUGUCGAAACAAUAACAAAGAAAGUCACUUCAAAGUGAUGAUUGGAGGAAACCAACAACAUAUAACCUUAGACUUGCUCAAGGCACGGAAAUUUCAAAGUUUAUUACUAUCUACCAUAAAACUUUAUU
Molecule: messenger RNA, 1941 nt
Organism: Alnus glutinosa
Lineage: Eukaryota; Viridiplantae; Streptophyta; Magnoliopsida; Fagales; Betulaceae
Exons: 1
Coding region: 1-1851 (616 amino acids)
Source: RefSeq, a predicted model, not a curated record